UAAUGAUUCUAGCCGUUGUAUCAUUUGCCAAAUAUCGAUGAUGCCCGUUUAUUGAACGAACUACGACGGCCUCUUCCUAUGUCUUCAAGUUUAUCUCUAAAACAGAAGAUUUUUGAAUACUGAAAUGCAAAGAUUGUUGAAAAGUCGUCUAUUAUUUUCAGUUUCUCAAUGUUUCCAAAGUAUGAGUGCUGUCCGUCCUUUACGCGACAAAUGUGUAAGACAGUUAUCGCCUCAGCACAGGCACUUUACGACGAAUACAGUGAAAGAAGAUAGUUGGAAGCAGCACCUAAAGUAUUAUGUGAUUGGUGGAACGUUUCUAAUCGUAGUUUUACCUGGAUGUUGCCUUUAUGUGGGUUAUUUGCUUUCUCAACGUUCUUUCAAAGUGUCAGUUGAUCCUUGGAAAUACAAAACAGAAGCAAGUUGGUAUUUGGCAGUAGCACACUAUAUUGUUGUAGAAACAGGACCCUGUUUUUUGAUGACUCACGGAGAUGGUCAAGUAGUAAACGCCAGAAUUGUGGAUCCUCUAGAGCCCGAACGAGGCUUGGAGCAAGUUUUCUUUGCUUCCAAUCCUAAUACAAGGAAGAUAUUAGAGAUUGAACGAAAUCCCAGAGUAUCUUUAGCUUUCUAUCUUCCGGGUCAAAUAUCUUAUGUAGUCCUUCAAGGAGUUGCAAGAAUUAUCAAAGAUCCUGACAUAAAAAAGCGCUUUUGGAAACCGGCCUGGAAGUUUUUUUAUCCUCAAGGACCUGAAGGAGAUGACUGUGUGAUAGUUCAGGUUUUGGUUGAUCAUAUUGAACUGAUAAAGAUAUAAAGCGAAGAACAACAUGGAAUGUGGUA
Molecule: messenger RNA, 834 nt
Organism: Galdieria sulphuraria
Lineage: Eukaryota; Rhodophyta; Bangiophyceae; Galdieriales; Galdieriaceae
Product: FMN-binding pyridoxamine 5'-phosphate oxidase-related protein
Exons: 3
Coding region: 125-808 (227 amino acids)
Source: RefSeq, a predicted model, not a curated record